Acyrthosiphon pisum (pea aphid) is the source of this 506-nucleotide messenger RNA. RefSeq lists its product as uncharacterized. Lineage: Eukaryota; Metazoa; Arthropoda; Insecta; Hemiptera; Aphididae. The transcript is spliced from 4 exons. The record is from RefSeq and is a predicted model, not a curated record. Bases 1 to 420 code for a protein of 139 amino acids.
AUGGCCACCCCAUUACAUGGAAAUAUUGUUGAAAUACCCAAGGCUCAAAAAAUUGGAAACGAACUGGAGAUUUUAACAAAAUAUUUAGAACAAUUGAAUGUUCCAAAUGAUUUUAUGAGUCAAUAUGAGAAAUAUAAUUGGCCUAACUGGCCUAACUGCCCUAAAUCAAUAAUGUAUUCAAAUAAAAAGCAACAUUCAUCACAGAUAGAUUUAAAAAAUAUUAGUCUUUUUUUAUAUGAUGAAAAUUUUCCACUCAAGAAGUGCUACAAGGAUAUAUUGGAUGCUGCUCCAGAAAAAGAUAUUCUAAUGAAACCAAUUUUAGAACAGUGUACUAUUUUACGACCAGAUUUAUUUGCGAUUUCGAAAAAAGAACUUUUGAAAAAUUGGCUUGGCGGACCAGUGCAAAAACCUUGGCCGUAGUUUGGAGACCCCUGUGUAUUCGCUUAGUAUGUGACCUACCAAGAGGAUUAUUUAUAUUAUGUAUGGGCAAUGUAUGGGUACCAAUC